Sordaria macrospora k-hell is the source of this 1650-nucleotide messenger RNA. RefSeq lists its product as uncharacterized. NCBI's taxonomy places the organism in Eukaryota, Fungi, Ascomycota, Sordariomycetes, Sordariales, Sordariaceae. The record is from RefSeq and is a predicted model, not a curated record.
AUGGCUGCACCAACAGAGCCACCGGCGACAGCAUGGCUGACAGUGACUGUGACCACUUGGCUCGGCGGUACACACACACUACUGCCAGCUGCUGACUUUACGUGUCCCGGAGCAGACAUCGAGGCUGAGGGCUCGACCUUACUCAACCUCGUCCAAGUGGCCCCUUACGCUUCUGCGCCGUUCACGUAUGCGGCGCCCCCUCGUGAUAGUACCAUCUACUCAUGCGGAUAUCUGAUUUCGGAUGCUCGCGCGGCGUCCCCAACAAGCACAUCCUCCACUUCCCCGACGGCAACCUCCUCCCACACAACGGGACAGUCUUCCCACUCGACGGCGUCUGCUACUCACUCUGCUGCUACUCAAGUCACCCACACAAAGACAAAUGUCGGGGCCAUUGCCGGUGCGGCCGUCGGAGCGGCAAUUCUGGGCCUCAUCGUCGGAGCUCUCAUCUGCUAUCUGUGUCUAAAAGGUGGCAAGCGUCGAAAGCGCCGUGAUUCUCUCAACAAUGAAGCCACUGCGAUGACCACCUUCCUCCCUCCAGCUCCGCGGCCAAAGGAGAGAUUGUCCUCCAGAGAAAGUGUCCGAAACGAUGCUGUGUUGCUUCCGUCUGCUGCUGAUGUUGCUGCUAGUGGUGGAGGUGGUAUCAACAACGUCCUGUCUUCCAUCGGCAUCCACGAAGGCGCCAACGACGAGGAGAUCAAGUCGGAAUUAUCUGCCCUCGGCUAUCUCCUCCAGGAACACGUCCAGAACAACUACCACCUCGAUCCAUUGGAUGGGAACAGAAACAAUAUCUUCAGAGUUAACCAGGCGCUAUCAGACCCAGCCUUUGGCUUGGACGACCGCAGCCACGCCCUGAUCUUGAAGCUUUCCACGGAUCCACAAACUCGAUUCGCUGCCAUUCGUCACUUUCUUGCCCUGACCAUCUUCUCUGCUUUGGAUCUGCAUCAUGUUCGUUCUCACCCGGGUAGUGUCUCGCUCUUGCCGCGACAGGUUACUUCCUUCCUUGAGUCGAUUCCCUCGGCAGGAGCGGGAAAGAACGGCAUGACUCCUCAGACAGCAACAGCCCUCUCCCUCUGGCGCCGCCUCUCCGCUUACCUCCUCCUCGAUAAACCCUCCUCAAUAUCCCCCAUGGACCCCGUGUGUACCUCCCCAAUUUCCCCCAUUAACGUCACCAACAACAUCCCCACCAACUCUACCGAAGAUUCCAACCGCCGCUGCUCUUCAACAACCAUCACCUCCCCCACCAGCCAAACCCAGGGCUCAAUCCCAACCCUGACCCUCACCCCUCCACCGACAAUCACCGCCCAAGUAACCUCCCUCCGCGCCUCACUCAACAAGUUCCUGGGCAUCUUCGUGCACUCGGACCGCCGGGCGAUUUUCGAUCAAGAAAGAAACUUGGAGGGUGUGAUUCAUGAGUGUGUGAGUUUCGGGUAUGUGUUGUUUGCGCAUGGGUGUGAGUGGUGGUUCGUAUUUGAUAAGGAGAUGGAUAGGCAUGGAGCUGGACAGGAACGAGAGGAUGGGGAGGGUGAGGAGGAGAUGCAGAAGAGAACGGGAAUCUUGGUCCUGCCGGGUUUGGAGAAGUUGGGGGAUGGGAAGGGGGAGGAUUAUGAGGUUCCGAAGGUUGUUGUUGAGGGGAAGACGGUGGUUGUUUAA